Messenger RNA from Schistocerca cancellata (South American locust), 809 nucleotides. RefSeq names its product putative nuclease HARBI1. Bases 102 to 809 code for a protein of 235 amino acids. Lineage: Eukaryota; Metazoa; Arthropoda; Insecta; Orthoptera; Acrididae. The record is from RefSeq and is a predicted model, not a curated record. The transcript has 3 exons.
UAUUCGCGAGCAGCAGACGAUACGCGCACGGAAAGAAAACAUAAGUGUGUGCUGUCUUGUAAAGUCGUCCGUUCUACCGCGAGCAACUCAGGAACGAGUGUAUGAUACACUGGAUACUUUCAAAUUAUUUCUGUGAGCUCAAGGCACCAUCAACAGAAGAAGAGUGGAAUAAAAUUGCCAAAGAAUUUGAUGAACUGUGGCAGUUCCCAAACUGCAUUGGUGCAAUGGAUGGGAAACACAUAGCAUUUGCCCCACCACAAACUGCUGGCUCAACAUACUUCAAUUAUAAAAAGUUCCACAGUGUUGUUUUACUAGCUAUUGUGGACGCUAGGUACCGAUUAUCUUUGAUUGACAUUGGGUGCAAUGGAAGAGUGAGUGAUGGUGGGGUGUAUACAAACAGCCUGAUCAGCAGUGCACUUCGGGAAAACUGGUUGAAGGUACCACAGCAAAAAUCACUUCCUGGCACAAACAUUGAAGUGCCGUAUGUGAUUCUUGCUGAUGAUGCCUUUCACCUGGAGCCAUAUAUCAUGAAACCCUAUAGAGACUGCCAGAACCAGAAGUCCAAACAGAUUUUUAACUACAAAUUGUCAAGAGGAAGGCGAGUAGUGGAAAACACUUUCGGAAUUCUGGCCAACCGCUUCAGAGUUCUUCUCAGUACAAUGCGACUACCUGUUGAGAAAGUGGAAUUAAUUGUUCAGACUUUAUGCAUACUGCACAGCUACUUGAUUGAAGAGGCAGACACCACAUAUGUGACAGCUGCUGAUACAGAAAACACAGACUUGUGCACCAUAAACAAUGGUUCCUGGUGA